This is a messenger RNA of Theobroma cacao (cacao), 1820 nucleotides long. The record is from RefSeq and is a predicted model, not a curated record. NCBI's taxonomy places the organism in Eukaryota, Viridiplantae, Streptophyta, Magnoliopsida, Malvales, Malvaceae.
UUGAAAAAGGUGGCCACAAAUGCAGCAGAUUAUUCAAUUAUAAUUUAAGUCCUAAUGCUAAUAGUCUAGAGUCAUAAGUCCAAAACUCUCUGCUUCUCGUGCCUUUGACCCUGGUGCGCUCGCCGGCUCAAGCCGACUUAAUUCGAAGUAGCCCCCAUAAAUGACAUCCCCAUUUCUCCUUUCAUUGCCUCUCCAUAUUUGGUCUCCUCCCAUCGGAUCCAACCCCAUCUUCACCCCCAGAUGGUAACCAUGAUCCUGAUAUUGUUUGCGAUCCUGGUCUUGUUUUUGAUCCUCCGUUUUUUAUCAAAAACAUCCUUGUUACACAUCCUUCUCAAGCUUUUGCGGUCUUUGGGAGACUGGUUUCAUGUCUACCAAUCCUACAGAGUCCCAGAGUUUAACGAUCUUUUCCAGGACAACGAGCUCUAUCACAAGGUUUCUACGUAUCUGAACUCUCUCCCUUCCCUGGAAGACUCGGAUUUCACCAAUCUUUUCACCGGUUCCAAGUCCAAUGAUAUUGUUCUUCACCUUGAUACCAACCAGACGAUUGGGGAUACGUUUCUUGGCGCCAGAGUCACCUGGACCGUCGAGAAAUCGGAAAACAAUAGAAGUAGAGUGUUUGUGCUGAGGCUGAGAAAGAACGAUAAACGUAGAAUUCUACGUCCGUAUCUCCAACACAUACUGUCUGCUGCUGAUGAUAUUGAUCAAAGGAAGAAAGAGAUCAAGUUGCACAUGAAUGUUGAGAAUUCAUCGGGUCAGAAUGGACGGUGGAGAUCGGUACCGUUCCAUCACCCAGCGUCUUUUGAUACUCUUGUCAUGGACGUUGAUCUGAAGAAUAGGGUCAAAGCUGAUCUUGAAAUGUUUCUCAAGUCAAAGCAAUAUUAUCAUAGGCUAGGCCGUGUUUGGAAGCGGAGUUAUCUUCUAUAUGGCGCGUCCGGAACAGGAAAAUCCAGCUUUGUCGCUGCUAUGGCUAGGUUCCUCUCUUUUGAUGUGUAUGACGUUGAUUUGUCAAAAGUAUCAGACGACUCUGAUUUGAAGAUGCUCUUGCUGCAAACAACCAGUAGGUCUAUGAUCGUGGUUGAGGAUCUUGACCGUUUCUUGAUGGAGAAAUCAAGGAAUGUGAGCUUAUCAGGGAUACUGAAUUUCAUGGAUGGAAUCGUAUCUUGUUGCGGCGAGGAACGGGUGUUGGUAUUCACAAUGAACAGCAAAGAUCAGGUCGACCAAGCGGUUCUGAGGCCGGGGAGGAUUGAUGUUCACAUACAAUUUCCACUAUGUGAUUUCUCUGCCUUCAAGAGUUUGGCUAAUAGUUACUUAGGUGUCAAGGAACAUAAGCUUUUUCCGCAUGUCGAAGAGAUUUUCCAGGGAGGGGCUAGUUUAAGUCCGGCUGAGAUUGGCGAGAUCAUGAUUUCUAACAGGAGCUCGCCAACUCGGGCCCUGAAAUCAGUCAUCACAGCUUUGCAAACCACGGCCAGCAAUGCUAAAAAGGUCAGUAAAAGAUUGAGUGACAGUGAAUCCGUUCGAAAUUCAGACGAUACGGGUGAUCAAGGAAACCUGUUGAGUCGGGAUAAUUCAGUAAGAGAAUUUCGAAAAUUAUAUGGACUUUUAAAGAUGGGGAGUAGGAGAAAAGAGGAGCCUUUAGAUUUAGGUUCAGUUGACAAAGAAGGUUCAAGACAUGAAGCUUAAAGCUUGUAACAAAAAGAAUUUUCAAUGAAUCAAAAAUUUUUUUUUUAUUAAUUUGUGAUUCUGCAAUUUGGAAUAUCGUUUUGUAGAUACCCCUUACAGGGAGAAUGAGAUUUAUCAAAUUACGUCUAGUUUUUGAUGUA